AUGCUUCUCCCACCAAUUGCGACGCUCGUCGAAGACCAUCCGACACCAGAUUCUCCAGAAUCAAUGAAUCUUGAUACUCAGCAGAUGGACGAAGAUAUACGACCUCCUUUGGAGGGUCCCACGCUGGGUAACUCCUUAGGAACCCUAACCACCCUAUUCGAAUUUUAUCAUUAUGAACGCAGAUGGAUCCACCAGCAACGCAAUUCCCUUCAGGACGACCCAGGACUCGAUCCCGUCUCCCGGGUCCAGGAGUCUUCCAGCACAGAUGAAAAAUCUUCAUCUUCUCUUUCGCUAUCAUCAGGCGAAUCAUCCAAGCUCAAAUCGCGGGCAUCCAGUACACUGAGAUUUUCACGUUGGCCGUGGAGUGAUCGAAUACGAGGGCCUUUCGAACCGGAAUCCGGUACUGGAGCAAACCCACAUCGAGGGCUCAGUGAUCCUCGACUCAUUCUUCCACCAGCGGGUCGUCGGACAGGGUCUUCAGCGGAUGACACCGGCUACUCGUUGGCAGUCAGCCAGACCGAGUCCUCACCAGACAUAGUGAUACUCGAUUUGUUUGAGAACAUGAUGGAGGCUCGCCUAGAGAGCUGUCAGAGAAUAGACAAGUUGGUCAGACGCGCUCAUGGGCGUAAGACUGAUAUCGAUCGUGGAGGCUUCACUCGCAGCAUAGGCGACAGGCGAAUGAUACGAAUCCAGAUGGAUGCGGCGGCUGGUCUAAAAUGUCCAGUGCAGACUCCAGCCAAUCAGGGGUACAACCAACUAGCAGCCAAUCAAAUAUCGCAGGUCAAUACAUCUUCGAUCGGUGCCCAAUUUGGCGUUAAAUAUAUGUAUUGGUUUGUGUACUUUUGUCCAUCUGCGGGAAUCAACUGA
This is a messenger RNA of Lentinula edodes (shiitake mushroom), 867 nucleotides long. RefSeq lists its product as uncharacterized. The record is from RefSeq and is a predicted model, not a curated record. The transcript is spliced from 4 exons. Lineage: Eukaryota; Fungi; Basidiomycota; Agaricomycetes; Agaricales; Omphalotaceae. The coding region runs from base 1 to 867 and encodes 288 amino acids.